Didymodactylos carnosus is the source of this 372-nucleotide messenger RNA. The record is from the annotation of a GenBank genome assembly. Lineage: Eukaryota; Metazoa; Rotifera; Eurotatoria; Philodinida; Philodinidae.
AUGUUGAAGACAAGAAUUGUGAAUAACGUUCGAUCAAAAAGUUUUCUGCAUCGUCGUCGAGUGACACCGUUGAGUUCGAUUUCUUCAUCUCCGGGUCCGGCGACACUCGACGUUCUUGUCGAUCAUCAGAAUGCGUCGAUGUUUGUUCCUUCGCUCGACGCGUGUUCAGUGAAACUAUUUGUCAUUGAUUUUGUCGAUUUGGGUUUUACAUCGUGGAUAGUCGAGCCUCGUCGUUACGCAGCCAAUUUCUGCGAGGGACAAUGUCAAAGCCAAUUCGGAUUACAAUUAUCUUAUUCGUCGUGUUCACAAUAUGAUCGUCGACAAGUGUCAAUGUCGAUGAAAUUAGUCUCGUUUAUUUCUGUUUGUGUCUAG